Lates calcarifer (barramundi perch) is the source of this 3836-nucleotide messenger RNA. RefSeq names its product glutathione synthetase (gene gss). Gene Ontology annotation, cellular component: cytosol. Bases 334 to 1764 code for a protein of 476 amino acids. Gene Ontology annotation, biological process: glutathione biosynthetic process. The transcript is spliced from 13 exons. Gene Ontology annotation, molecular function: ATP binding; glutathione binding; glutathione synthase activity. Lineage: Eukaryota; Metazoa; Chordata; Actinopteri; Centropomidae. The record is from RefSeq and is a predicted model, not a curated record.
ACCAAUCAGAGGAGACUAGCGAGAGGCACAGCAUCUAUUUCCUCGUAAAUUUCAGGCGCUUGUCUCAACAUUUCAACCACACCUCUGCCGUGGUGAUUCAAAGAAUAGCAGUGAGCUUAGAGAGAUAAUAUUCUUUGGCUAUCGCAAGCGGACACGUUGUGCGUGUGAGACUUUUCUUGCGGGACACAAAUCGCUGACUGCCAGGGGAAACCUGCUAGCGUCAGUGCAGACAGCUAACCAACAGUGUUAGCUACUACCACCAGCCUCUGGCUGUUAGCUGACGGCGUUCAACAUCUGUACAUGUAAAACCAAGUAAGCGUUAGGUGGUUCAGAAUGGCCCAGGGGAUACCAGAGGAGGUGAUGUUGAAUACUACACUGAUAAAGGACCUGGCAGAUGUAGGAAAAGAUGCAGCGCUUCUGCAGGGUGUGAUAAUGAGGAUCCAAGACACUCCCAACUCAUCGGAGUUGGUGACCUAUGCCCCAUUCACACUCUUUCCCACGCCCGUGCCUAAAGCUGUGUUCCUCCAGGCUCUGGCAGUGCAAACUCACUACAACACACUGGUGGACAAGAUCAGCCGGGACCCAGACUUUCUGCAAGAGGCUCUUGCAAGCACCAUUGCAGUGGAUGAUUUCACUGCAAGGUUGUUCAGGAUCCACCAACAGAUCCUGAGAGAGGGAAGGUCUCAGUCUAUUGUGUUGGGUCUCAAUCGGUCUGACUACAUGCUGGACCAGAGAGAAGAUGGGACGUCAUCUCUAAAGCAGAUAGAGAUCAACACCUUUGCUGCUAGUUUUGGGGGUCUCUCAUCACGCACACCAGAUGUGCACCGACACAUACUUAAGGUGGCCGGCCAGCUGGAGGAGAGCCAGCGCAUCCUAGACAACAACCCUGCCGCUGGCCUGGCUGGAGCAAUUGCUAAAGCCUGGGAGCUCUAUGGAUCAGAGAGAGCAGUCAUCAUGUUCUUGGUGGAAGAGAGCCAAAGGAACAUCUUUGAUCAGCGAUACAUAGAGAAUGAACUGUGGAAGAGAAACAUUCCCACGAUAAGAAAGCGGUUUGAUGAUGUUUGUAAAACAGGAUCUCUUGAUCAGGAAAAGAGGCUAUUUGUUGAUGGCCUGGAGGUUGCAGUGGUGUACUUCAGGAAUGGCUACAUGCCACAGAACUAUGUUUCUGAACAGACUUGGGACGCUCGUCUUCUGAUGGAGCGCUCUCUGGCUGUGAAAUGUCCAGACAUCAGCACUCACCUGGCAGGAACCAAGAAGGUUCAGCAGGUGCUCGCAAGACCUGGAGUUCUGGAGAAGUUCUUCCCUGAGCAGCCUCAGGUAGUGGAGCAGAUCCGAGCAACUUUCGCUGGCCUCUACACUUUAGACAUGGGCCCAGAAGGUGACAAAACAGUAGCAAUGGCUUUGGCAGCACCAGACCAAUUUGUCUUGAAACCUCAGCGAGAGGGCGGAGGUAAUAACAUCUAUGGAUCGGAGAUCUGCCAGGUCCUGGAGGGAAUGAAGGAGAGCACGGAGAGGAUGGCCUUUAUUCUGAUGGAUAAAAUCCAUCCCACCCCCUCACAGAACUACCUGCUGAGACGAGAUGCUCCCCUCCAGAUCAGAAACUGUCUCAGUGAGCUGGGAGUGUUUGGAGCAUAUGUCAGGCAAGGUAACGACAUGGUGAUGAAUGAGUGUGUGGGCCAUCUGCUAAGGACCAAGAGUUCAGAACACUCAGACGGAGGCGUAGCAGCAGGAGUGGCCGUGCUGGACAAUCCUCUCCUCAUCUGAGAAUUUACACUCCUACUUUCUGGGCUUUAAACAAAAAAUGCACAAAUUGACAACAGUGAAGUCAUGGUUGCACUUUUAAAUCACAUUGUAACUUUUGCUGCUACAGUAUGAAGGUAAGGCUGAGCAAAUGUGUUCCACAUAUUUUGUCUGUUUGACAAAGAUUGGACUGAAGUUUCUUCCUUAAGGAUCCCUCCUGCUGUUAGAGGUGAUGCAGCAGACACAUGUCUUUGUAUGAUUUCUGAUGUAGUUUGGCAUUUGCAGAUAUUACCAAUAUCAGUGACUUUGUGAGUGAUGUUAAAAAGACACAACUUUAACACAAUACCAUGCUCAGUUGAGUGACAUGUUUAAAUGCUAUGAAUACUUAUGUCUUUAUUUACCUCAGAGAAGGAGAGGAGCAGUACUUGGUUAGAUGCAAGCUGAAGCCAUUACCUCUCAUUGUAUUUAUAAUAGUAAAUACUUCAGUGCUUUAAUGAAAAGCCUCACUGUCACUCUUUCAGAGAUAUACUUUGGAACAUUUCUGAUAGGACAAGAGAUACUGUCCUGUGCUUUACCUUGUUAGAAACAUUUAAAUCCUUAAAAGCAGUGUAGGAACGCUGUGUUACUGACAGGUGUUUCAAAAAUAAGUAAGACAUCUUUCAACAUAUUUCAAUACAAUUCAACACGACUGCAGCUUUCUAAUAACCCUCGGACACAAUUUUAGUUAAACAUAAAACUGAUAACGAUUUCACAAGAGGUUCUUUAGGAUUUAAUGCAGCUCUGUUGUUACCCUAUAAUGUGGCAGCACAGUGUAAUGUUAAGAUUUAGAUUAUGUGUGAUUGGAAUUUGAACUGGCUCAGUAAAAGUUUUUUUAUAUGUCCCAUGGUUUAAAACAUGAUAAAAGUUGAUCAUCACGAUGGCAAAAACUAGAAUGGUAAAACCCAGGUUAACAGGAAUAACUGGAAGUUUGGAAGAAAAGAAACAAGUGUCCUUAGACUGCAAAAAGUAGCUAUCAACUGAUGGCUUUUAUUUUACUAUUUUUUCACUUGAACUAUGCUGAGAACUGUGAGUUUUUAUGACUGAGACGGACAAUUAACAAACUUUUACUUUAUACAUACAGAUACUGUGGCAUUGCUGUGAUUUCUUUACCCCUGGAUUGCACCAACAAAAUUAGAAACUAAAAUAACCCCAAACACUUUUAGUCACUUUUCUUCAUUAUAAAUAAAUUCCCUCUUCAUAUGUAACAGCCAACACAGCUGAGGGGUGAAGUGAAAAUUUGUUUAUGCAGAAAGUAAUAAUACUAAUGCUACUACUGCUACUGUGGCAGUAUUACUAAUAUUAUUGCAACUAUAAAUAAUAAUCACAACAGUAAUAAUAAUAAUAAUAAUGAUGAUGUAUUUUUAUAGCAACUUUCAUUGAAGACAUACAGCUAACCAUGAAGGGAAACCAAGAGAGAAGGAGAGUGACAAUGGAUUAACAGAACAAUUCAGUAGCACUGUAUUUCUAUUGAAAAUUAAAAAAUUGAGUUGAGUAGUUGAGUAUCAUCAUCAUCAUCAAAGUCUCAGGUCAAAAUAAUAUCAAGGCUGCUCACUCUGCUGGACUUUAUAUUUGGACUAGACUCUGGAUCAUUCACACACUGAUUUUGUCCUCCCAUGGUGCAUUCAAGGGUUAAUACUGUGAUUGUGUACAGUAACAUAUUGAUUGCAAUUCUUGAUAUGAUGAAUAAAAAAAACACACUCUCUGGUCAGUCUCUGCUGGCUUCAAUGAUUGUAUUUAAUCUGAGCCCAAGCAACAGACUCUGUUUACAGAGUCUGUUCCUAAUAUUGCUUCCUCCACCAGCCUUUUAUAACAACUCAAGGACAAGGUCAUAGUGUCUUGGAGCAACAAAUUCCAUUGAGAACAGUUUAUAAUAAGCAUAUCUCAGACACUGAGACAGUACAAUCACAACUGGGCGUCAAAGGUUACAAUGAUCCUAAUGAAUUAUAAUUAUUAUUAUUAUUAUAAAAGACAACUUAAGAGUGAUUCAGCAAUUAUUCAAACAUCAUACAUCUGUAAAUUCUACCACAGAAGGAGAAUUAAAAAGCAAAUGUCAGACA